Molecule: messenger RNA, 396 nt
Organism: Homarus americanus (American lobster)
Lineage: Eukaryota; Metazoa; Arthropoda; Malacostraca; Decapoda; Nephropidae
Product: mucin-2-like
Exons: 1
Coding region: 1-396 (131 amino acids)
Source: RefSeq, a predicted model, not a curated record
AUGACAGUGCCACCACCCAAGACUACGACAGUGCCACCACCCAAGACUACGACAGUGCCAACACCCAAGACCAUGACAGUGCCACCACCCAAGACUACGACAUGUGCCACCAUCCAGACUACGACAGUACCACCAUCCGACUACGACAGUGCCACCACCAAAGACCAUGACAGUGCCACCACCAAGACUAAGACAGUGCCACCACCCAAGACUACGACAGUGCCAAUCCAAGACUACGACAGUGCCACCAUCCAAGACUACGACAGUGCCACCAUCCAAGACUACCAUCCAAGACUACGACAUGCUAUCACCCAAGACCAUGACAGAGCCACCACCCAACUACGACAGUGCCACCACCCUGAACUACGACAAUGCCACCACCAAGACUACGACUAA